Molecule: messenger RNA, 2292 nt
Organism: Oncorhynchus gorbuscha (pink salmon)
Lineage: Eukaryota; Metazoa; Chordata; Actinopteri; Salmoniformes; Salmonidae
Product: NF-X1-type zinc finger protein NFXL1-like
Biological process (GO): regulation of DNA-templated transcription
Cellular component (GO): nucleus
Molecular function (GO): RNA polymerase II transcription regulatory region sequence-specific DNA binding; DNA-binding transcription factor activity, RNA polymerase II-specific; zinc ion binding
Source: RefSeq, a predicted model, not a curated record
CUACUCAGAGAACCAAGGUUAUAUCCGUGUAGUGGACUUCUUGCACAGCGUUGGUUUGACACGUUGCAAAGUCCCCUUUACUUCGUUAUACUUUUGGACUUGUAGUUUUUGACACACCGGCUCACCAGUAAUUGAAGCGACAACGACUACUGUUAAUCACUACAAUUCCCAGCCUGCACCACAGUGGUUGGAGUUUGCGCAGUGAGUGGCCCUGUGUAGGCGAGCGGCGUGUCAGUGAACGGUCUGGUCAUCACCAUGGAUCCGGCCUGGCGUCAGCGGGGUCGUGGGCGUGGUCAGCCACAGGGUCAGGCGUCGCGACCUCAGAGAGAGAGGGCAGCAGCCCCAGCAGCAGAAUCACCUAAGACUCCUAGUGGUGUGUGGGCUGGAGAUGGGAGGGGGAGAGGAGGAGAUGGGAGAGGAAGAGGAGGAGAUGGGAGAGGAGGAGAUGGGAGAGGAGGAGAUGGGAGAGGGAGAGGAGGAGAUGGGAGAGGGAAGAACACAGCUCCCACACAGCUACAGUCUGUUAACAGAGGGAAGAGCAUGGCAGCACCUUCACAACACACUGCGUCGAGCCAAUCCAAGUUUGAGGAGAUCAGGAAGUCCAACCAGGCUGCUGCUCAGCGAUUGGUUCAGAGCCAGUACAGCUCCUCCUCAGACGAUGAUGUCGAUGAUCUAGUUGAUGAUGGUGGGAAGGUGGAGGGGAAGGACGGUAAACGGGUGAAGAUUCUGUCUUCGACGCUCACCACCUACACGGACCAGACUGGUGGAGAUGUGACAGACCUAGAGAGGACUCGUCAGUACCUGAGUGAUGCGUUCCAGUCCGGUGCCAUCACCUGCCUCAUCUGUAUCGCCUCCGUCAAGAGAACCCAGGCUGUAUGGAGUUGUGCUGGUUGUUUCUGUCUAUUCCAUAUCCCCUGUAUUCAGAAGUGGGCUAAGGACUCGGUCUUUCUCCUCUCCUCUGUCACUGAUGAAGACUUUGGGAAGAAAGAUCACCCCUGGCCUUGUCCUAAAUGUCGUUAUGAGUACAGCCCCUCCCAGACCCCCAGUAGGUAUGUCUGUUACUGUGGGAAGGUACAGGAUCCUCCUCUGGACCCAUGGCUGUUACCUCACUCCUGUGGGCUGGUCUGUGACAGAGCCUUGAACCCAGCCUGUGGACACCACUGUCUGCUGCUCUGUCAUCCAGGUCCCUGCCCACCUUGUCCUAAGAUGGUAUCAGUCAGCUGUAUGUGUUCUAAGGCCAUGCCCGUCCCGCGUCGCUGUAGCAACAAGCCCUGGAGCUGUCAGAAGACCUGUGGCAAGACUCUGCCCUGUAAACAACACGCCUGUCACAGCAGCUGUCACUCAGGUGUGUGUGAGCCGUGUCCGAGGGUCAGUGUCCAGAGGUGUGUCUGUGGACAGGAGGAGGCAGAGAGACAGUGUGCCAGCCCUGUGUGGCACUGUCAACAGCCGUGUGGUCGUCCUCUCUCCUGUGGUAAUCAUACAUGUGAGAGAAUGUGUCAUUCAGGUCUGUGUGGGGCGUGUCCUCGAUCUGGCAACAGAGCCUGUCCCUGCGGCAAGUCAAAGAGUUCUCUCCCCUGUACUGAGGAUGUCCCUACCUGUGGUGACACCUGUGACAAGGUGAUGGAAUGUGGCUUACACACCUGUUCCAUGAGGUGUCACAGAGGGGCCUGUGAAACCUGCAGACAGGAGGUAGAGAAGCAGUGUCGCUGUGGGAAAUACACGCGUCUCAUGCCCUGUCAUAAGGAGUACCUUUGUGAGUCUAAAUGCCCCAACACCAGAGGCUGUUCACGGCAUCAGUGCAGGAGGAAGUGCUGCUCUGGUAACUGCCCGCCAUGUGACCAGAGCUGUGGACGAUCGCUGGGCUGCCGAAACCACAAAUGUCCCUCUGUCUGUCACCAAGGCAGCUGCUAUCCCUGUCCAGAGACGGUGGAUGUGAAGUGUGUGUGUGAAUCCACCUCUCUGACUGUUCCCUGUGGGAGGGAGAGGAGUACCAAGCCCCCACGCUGUAAAGAACUGUGCAGGUCUCCCCCAUCCUGCCACCACCCCAGCAGAGAGACCCAUCGAUGUCACCCUGGUCCCUGCCCUCCCUGUCGCCAGGCCUGUCUCCUGGCCCUGAAACGAUGCCAACACCCCUGUCCCCAACCCUGCCACGACCAGGUUAUGGUGAAGACCAGCGACAGGGUCCUAGCAGGCCCGUGGGAGCAGUCGUCAGAGCCUGCGUUUGUCCGUAAAGCUCUCCCCUGCCCGCCCUGCCUGGUCCCUAUACCCACGGCCUGUCUUGGAGAGCAUGAG